Molecule: messenger RNA, 1074 nt
Organism: Diversispora eburnea
Lineage: Eukaryota; Fungi; Glomeromycota; Glomeromycetes; Diversisporales; Diversisporaceae
Source: the annotation of a GenBank genome assembly
AUGAAUGAUGAUUAUAAAAGAGAUUUGCAAAAUAUGGUACUUCAAAUGUGUAGAUUAAUAUUUCGAGCAAUUCAAGAAGGAAUUAACAGAAAUAACAUGAAUGAAGUACAAACAAUGACCCAAAAAAUAUUUCACGGUGAUAUUAGUUCAAAACAUGAUUUAGAUCAAUUCAUUCUUAUAUUUAAAUCAUCCAAAUAUUUAUCCCACCUUUCUGGAAGUUAUGGGAAUGAUUCGACUAAUUACGUUUAUAAAAUGGAUCGUUGGAAACGCCAUUGUUGGAAAAAUGUUACUGAAUCGUCUCCUUACGAUGACAAACUUCUUAAAAGUAUUAUAGAUCAUUUACCCGGAUUUAAAUAUCUUUACGAUUUUCAUUGGACUUUCCAAGAACCUUGUGUCUUAUUAUUAACUUCAGACUGUGGUGUUUUUGUCAUAGUUAUAAUAAAAUUUUGGAAUCAAGAUAGUGAAAAAGAAGAUGAACCGGCAAUUUAUAGUCAAUAUCACGAAUGGGUUAGAUUAUAUAAGGCUUAUACCGUUGAAAAGCAUGGAAAUAAAUGUUUAACAGUUAUUGGAGCCACUUAUACAAAUGAUCCUGACAUAGUGAAACCUCUUGAAUUUGUAGAUGAAAUUGAUUACUCAAUUGCACGAGCAGUACAAUCUUUCGUUUUUAAACCAUCAGAUAUGGAACAAUUAUUUUCAGCCCCACAAGAAUCAACUAAAGUAUUUUCGCGUACAAAAACUAAAAUUCCAUGGACUUCGAAACCUACAGACAAUAUUCAAAUAGUUAAAGCUAAUUUCAGAAAAAUGCCAAUAAAUCCAGGAAAAUGUGCAGCUGUUGUGGGUACAGAAUGGAUAUAUGAUGGUGGAAAUACAGAAAUAGUCCAUAUGAGAUUAGCUUGUCAUGGUAUUAGAAAUCAACCAUUUUAUCAUAUAAUUGUAACAAAUGCAAAAUCUCCUAGAGAUGGAAAACAUAGUUCCAGUGUUAAGCAUAUAGAAUGGAAAGAGAAUAGAAUUAAAUAUUGGUUAACUGUUGGAGCUCAACCUAGUGAUACUGUAGCUAGACUUUAUUUAGGAUGA